Messenger RNA from Haemonchus placei, 297 nucleotides. Lineage: Eukaryota; Metazoa; Nematoda; Chromadorea; Rhabditida; Trichostrongylidae. The record is from the annotation of a GenBank genome assembly.
AUGCACUGGCUUCGGUACCUGAUGUCGUUGCUUCUGAUCGGCGACGUCGUGAUUCCGGCUCGUCGACGUCACAGUCUGAAUUUGGCUCUGCUCGAAAAACCAGCAAGAAGUCGUGAUACCGCCGCUUAUGCUGCCGCCGAUCAGCAUCCAGAACUUCGAACACCCGCACGUCUGGCGGACGACGACCAAACGGAGUUUGUCCGACGUGAAUGGACGGAGACUGUGUAUAAGAAAGUGCGAACCUAUAGUGAGUUUACAAAUGUGUCUUAUAACUUUGGCACUACUGUUCAUAUGUGA